AUGGAUCCGAACAUGGCUCCUCAAACGGAACCACCACCGAAUUCUCCACCACUAGACUCGAUCGCGACUGAAACUCCGUCUCCAGUUACUGAUGCUCCCAUCGUGCCACCUUUUACUGAAUCAUUGCCGGCGCUAUCUCCAAUUUCUGCUCAGGUUCCGCUUCAAACUGUCUUCACGGUCGCAGAAACGUCAACCCAUUCAACACCUAUCAGUGACAAUUUAGGAUUCGCAGAUCAUUUACAUCAACUAUAUCAUAGCGGAGAUGUAGCUUCUGGACCGUCAAGUAUUCUGACGUUACAAGAAUCAACAUUAUCCCAGCAGUCAGGAAACAAGGGUUUCACAGUAGCGUCACCAGCGACUUCGAUUAGUGAAGCUUCUGUACAGGACGAUACGUCCAGUAAGAAUCCUUUUAGCUCAACGAUUGCUGUCAUCGCUUUCGUUGCUACUGCAUGUGUGGUGACAGGGACUGUCGUUGGCGUGGCAGUAGCUCUUCACAAGAAGCGCAGGUUGCUCGAAGAAUGCAAAAAUGACAACGGCGACAUGUCGGACGAUUCACUCGGAUCAAAUUUCGUACACGUCAGCACACCACGACAUCAGGCUUUAAUGAUGCAGUCAGUAGUGUGA
Molecule: messenger RNA, 624 nt
Organism: Plasmopara halstedii
Lineage: Eukaryota; Oomycota; Peronosporomycetes; Peronosporales; Peronosporaceae
Exons: 1
Coding region: 1-624 (207 amino acids)
Source: RefSeq, a predicted model, not a curated record